Pelobates cultripes (western spadefoot toad) is the source of this 23530-nucleotide messenger RNA. Lineage: Eukaryota; Metazoa; Chordata; Amphibia; Anura; Pelobatidae. The record is from the annotation of a GenBank genome assembly.
AUGUCCAUUAUCGCACACUUUGUGAGUGCCGAUCUACUACUGUAUCUCACAACAUGUAUCAUGUUUUUUAUCUACUGGUGGAACGGCUCCAAAAAGUCUGCAGAAAAAAUGCCUCCUGGUCCUUCACCGCUUCCUGUGAUUGGAAAUCUCAACCUGAUAGAUCUGACAAAACCGUACCAGUCUCUGAUGAAGGUAGGAAAUAUUAUUAAAGGUCAACAUUUCCAAUGUUUCUAGAUAUAACAAGUAUAUGAGAUGAUUGGAGUUCUAACUGUAUUAAACUUGUAUCUUGCUAUUUGGUGUUGUCAUGGGUUCACUAGGCUAUUGUCGCCAUUCCUUCAAUCCUCCAUUAAUCCGAGUUCCAGAUGUGCUGAAAAGUGUAAUAGCUCUGUCGCUCAGUGUAGAGUUUCUGAAAUAUAAUGGACGCAACCAGCCGUAUUGGGUAGAAGAUGAACUGUUUUAUUAGAGCCAAGUUGCCUGCUUAUAUACACAACCCUCAGCAUGGCGUCUCCAUACAAUAAAACAGUAACCCCCCCCAGGCGUCUCUGUGUCUGGGAGAUAAGUGAGUUUGCCUUUGCUUAAACAAAUUAUCUCCCAGGCACUAGAGAUACAAUACAUUACAACAUAAAACACCCCAAAACAUAUAUAGAGAUAGAUAGAUAUCCAGACAAGUAUUAUAUCCCCAGAUAGCCCGGAUAUGAGUGCCCAAGUUGUCCAAAUAGCGCUCUAAAAAGCACUCUCCUGGCUUGUCUGGGGACGGAGCAGGCAACGGUAUGAUAUUCCUGGGGGUUCGCGAGGCAAAGCAUCCGAAAUAUAGUUCCACGCACUCCAUGACCAAGUACCGCUGCCUGCGUUCCGGAGACAAACUGUCCGCCAUUUACUAGAGCACGUGUUUUCGGUUACAUGAAUGGUAACCACCCAGUGAGAGCACUUGAGUUAAGUGUUUCUGUGAAGUUAACGAACCAGGGGGGUGGUCUGUGUUUGGUAGUUGGACAGUACCGAACCAAAGGGGAAACAGGUGGGGUACGGUAAUUAAGGUAAAGUUAAAUAGGGGAGUAUAUAAGAUAAAUCAUGACUUCCGUGCCAGGUGUAGACUUAAACAGGAUAAUUAAUGUGUUAAAUAAAUGAAUACAGAUCUUGAGUGUAGUUUACCCUAUACAUAGCUUACCUUAUAACUGAAGAUGCUUUAAAGAUAUUUUCGAACUAUAUGUUCUAAAUCAGUGGGACUCAAAGCUGUCCUCAGAAUGCACAGGACUCACAAGACAAAAUUCCACAAUAUUCUUUUCUAGCACAGGUGAGUUAAAAGCAGUGGAGGCUGUUCCAUCGGAGCUGCAAAAAAUAAAAUAAAAUAAAAAAGUAAAAUUUAUUGACAUUGUAAGGAACUCUGAUAAAUAUGUGCUAGAAAAAAAACAUGCAUCUGUCAUGAUUAUAUUUGCAGAUUACAUUCUCACCUUUAUUGAUGACCUGACCAAAUAUGCACCUGGUUUUGAACAGGUCAUUGCAUCUCAUGGGUAGAACCCAACAAGUCAGAGGAGAGACGGCAGUGCCCCUCAUCGUUAAACUUCACCAGCUACCACUGGCUAAAGGAACACUCAAAUAUAUAUCCAUGUAUUCCCAACGUUCGUGUUUUCUCCUGCAUGUUUAGAUGUGUGGUCCCAUUGUCACAGCUUGCUGGACUGUAAUAGGAAGCUCCUCUAGUUGCUGUCUGUGUGACAGUCACUAAAGGUAUCCUUAGUGAUGAAUGAAAACGCUGCCUUUUUACAAAAAGACCAUUUUCUUUUAAAUGAGAGACUGCAGAGAUAAUCUAUUUGCACCAAAACUACUAUAUUAUGUUGAAGUGCUUCUGGUGCUUAGAGUGCCCCUUCCAGGAUUAUUCACAUAUCAUGGCCAGCUGGUGUGUCCUAAGGGCAAUUGUGAAAAACACUAGGCCAGUGGUCCCAACCCGGUUCCUAAGGCACAUCGUUAUCCCAGGAUUUGCCAGUAUCACGAUUAGAACAAAAAUGGGAAAUAACUAAAUCUUGUCAAGAUCACUACCUAAUACCAAGGGGAGGAAGCAUGAGCUACGAAAGGAAUAACAGAGAAGAGUUCUGUGUCUAUAAAAAAUAAAACAUACAUUGUUUAACGGAUCACUUUUUCAUUACUGCCUCAAUUUAGGUUUUAAAACAAAAACUGUUUUAAUGACUUUUGGGUCAAAAACAUUCGACCCACUUGCAUUGAAACAGAUUAAUGGAAAACUCAAUCCUUGAGUUGACCCCAGUUCAUUUAAUGCAUUAUAUAAUACAUAAAAAUGAAAUACUUUUAAAGGGUAAAGAUAUUUUUUCUGAAUUUUCCUUGUUUGAUGCAUAUCUAUAGCUUCCAUAGGAUUCAGGAAUUGGCUUCAAAGUCUCUCUAGGUUAAUUUUGUUUCUUUCUUAUCUUUUCACCACAAGCACUGGACAUAAAUAUAAUGUUUUUUAAUUAAACGUUUUAUUGAGAGGAAAGUACAUUAUAUAAGCAGAUAUGUUGAGGGUACAUUUGAGUAAGAGGUAGGCUUAUAGAUAACAUUUAACCAAAUAAGCCAGCAGGUGUAUCAUCUCAAUUUUUGUUGUGAAAAGAAAGAAAAGAUAACCGGAAAUAAAAGAUAAUGAUAAUAGCCAAAAGUGUGAUGCAUAAUAAUGGAGAAUAGUGAUAGACACACAUAAGGUCGAUUGAGGACAGGAUACCGAGAAGUUAGAAACAUUUUAGACUAUGGUAUAACAUAAAUUAGGCAACAGGACUGAUGAUGUGCACAUGUUAGAAACUUUAAAUAAAAUAAAUGAUGAGCGAAGAGAAUAAACAGAUAUGUAAAAGCCACUGGAGCCUCAUUAUGAGCAAUAUCAAUGAAUGGCAAAUUAAAUUUAAUGUCAAAAAUGUAAAAGUUAUGCACUUCGGGGUAAAGAAUGCACAAGCAACUUAGUUACACCCCAAAUGGUAGUGAAUUAGGGACAACAACAGACGAGAAGGAUUUGGGAAUUGUUAUAGACGGCAAACUAGGCAACAAUCAGGGCCGGACUGGGGAUACACAGCAGCCCUGGAAAAAAAAUCUAUGCCAGCCCCAUGUCAUUGAGCCUUGUGUGUGAGUGUGUGUGUACAUAUAUAUAUAUAUAUAUAUAUAUAUAUAUAUUUGUGUGUAUAAAUUAGUAACUGGAGCAGGAUAGUGAAGUGCAGGGGAAUGUUGGUGUGUGAAUGCAGAUUAGAAGGGGUUGAGUCGCCAGCCAGAUGUGAAACGUUAUGAGCCACCUCAAAUGCUUGUGCACAGUAUUUUUAUUUAUUUUUAAAUUACAUUUUAUUUAUUCAAGUAUGUACACAACUUCAAUUUGUGUGUAUGCAGGGGCACAUUUGUAUUGAUAGUUUUAUGUUUGGGUGUAUAUGCAGGGCCAUAUUUGUAUGUAGUUUGUGUGGAUACAGGUGCAUAUAUAUGGAGCAGGUCAAUGUGUUUAAAUGUAGGGACAUGUGUGUGUGUGUGGAGAGUCUGUGUGUGAAUGCAGGGAUGUGUCUGGAGGCUUGAUGAGCGUAAAGGUGCAGAAGUGUGUAGUGGGCCAAAGUGUUCUUGUGUAUGGUGGACGCUGACUCUCUGCGUGAAUGAAGUGGUCAAUUUGUAUCCCUCAUUGUCUGUAGUGCAUUUCCAUCUGCAAUAGCUAGUAGCCCAUUACUGCCCCAUAGUUUGUAGUCUGUUUUUUCCCUCCUAUUUCCCAUAGGUAGAAGAAGCCUAGUCUUUGCCCUCUGUAGUUAGUAGCCCAUUCCCUUCCCCCCAUAGUUAAUAGCCUAUGUUCCUCCUCUUCCCCUAUAGAUAGUACCCAAUCCCUCCCAUAGAAGUAACCUACUCACCUCUUCUCCCCCGUAGAUAGUACUAUAUUCUCCUCCUAGUACUCAAUUUUCCUCCUAACCCCAUAGAUAGUAUACAUUCUACCUUCCAGUCCACCUCCCCAUAGAUAGUACCCCAAUCCCUCCCCCAUAGAUAUUGCCCCAAUCACUCACCUUAUAGACAGUGCCCCAAUCCCCCUCCUCAUACAGUACCCCAAUCCCCCUCCUCAUACAUAGUACCCCAAUUCCCCUCCUCAUAGAUAGUGCCCUAAUCCCCCUAUUCAUAUAUAGUACCCCAAACCCCCUCCUCACAUAUAGUGCCCCAAACCCCCUCCUCAUAGAUAGUGCCCCAAUCCCACUCCUCAAAAGUAUUGCCCCAAUCCCUCCCCCAUAGAUAGUGCCCCAAUCCCCCUCCUCAUAUAUAUUACCCCAAUUCCCUUUUUCAUAUAUAGUACCCCAAUCCCCCUCCUCAUAGAUAGUGCCCUAAUCCCCCUAUUCAUAUAUAGUACCCCAAAUCCCCUCCUCAUAGAUAGUGCCCCAAUCCCCCUCCUCAUAUAUAUUACCCCAAUUCCCCUAUUCAUAUAUAGUACCCCAAUCCCCCUCCUCAUAGAUAGUGCCCUAAUCCCCCUAUUCAUAUAUAGUACCCCAAAUCCCCUCCUCAUAGAUAGUGCCCCAAUCCCCCUCCUCAUAUAUAUUACCCCAAUUCCCCUAUUCAUAUAUAGUACCCCAAUCCCCCUCCUCAUAGAUAGUGCCCUAAUCCCCCUAUUCAUAUAUAGUACCCCAAAUCCCCUCCUCAUAGAUAGUGCCCCAAUCCCCCUGCUCAUAUAUAGUACCCUUAUUCCCCUGCUCAUAUAUAGUACCCUUAUUCCCCUGCUCAUAUAUAGUACCCUUAUUCCCCUCAUAGAUAGUGCCCCAAUUCCUCCCCCAUAGAUAGUGCCCCAAUCCCUCCCCUAUAGAUAGUGCCCCAAUCCCCCUCCUCAUUUUCCUGAGGGGGGGUCAGCAGUGUAUUAAAUAGGCUCCCCCCUAAUGCACUCCCCAAAUGUAAUACACAAUAGAUCCCCCAAGCCCCUUUACUCCUACCUGUACUUCAAGUCAGGAUGCCGACAGGGCAGCUCAGCUCAAUAGUGAUGGAUGGUCUGCACAAGCAGGGAAGGGAUGCCGCCGCUUUGCUGCGCAGUGUAGAGCCGCCGCCGCGCAGCCGCCGGAUAUGACGUCAUAUGCCGCUCACAUCCGGCGGCUGGUGAAGGAAAAAUCUUUGCGCUCGCGGCUCUAAUUUCUGACAAUCAACUGCAGAAGCACAGCCGCGGCCUGAAGGACAAACGGGAAAUAAAUAUUUUCCAGUCUUGUGGGUGCAGCCACAUGUCAAAGCGGCCCCAGGGUCGGCGGCCUACCGGGAAAUUUUCCGGUAUCCCGGUAGGCCAGUCCGGCCCUGGCAACAAUGCGCAGCAGUGGCUAAGUUUAGUAAGGUAUUGUCAUGUAUAAAGAGGGGCAUUCAUUCUUGGAAUGAGAAUAUCAUUUUGGCACUGUGAAUAUGCUGUGCAAUUUUGGGCACCUGUUCUAAAGAGUAAAUUGUGGCACUAGAAUAAGUAAAGAGGCAGGCUACAAAAUUAAUAAAAGGAAAGAAACAUUUUAGUUAUGAAGAAAGGUUAACAAAUUUAAACCUCUUUAGUUUAGAAAAACGGCACCUCAGAGAGGAUAUGAUAACGUGAUACAAAUAUACCCAUGGCCAAUACAAACCAUUGUCUGGAAAUCUAUUCACAAGCAGAACUAUACAUGGGAUACAUGGUCAUGCAUUUAGACUGCUAGAAAGAAGAUUUAGUCUAAGGCAAAGGAAAGGUUUUUUUUAAUAGUAAUUGCUUCUUGAUCCCUGGAUAUCCAGAAGGAUUUUUUCUUACUUUGUUGCAAAAUUGGAAGUGCUUCAAACUGAGUUUUUUGCCUUCAUUUGGAUUAACAGAAAAAAUAUAUGUGAGAAAGGCUAAACUUGAUGGACACAUGUCUCUUUUCAGACUAAUUAACUAUAAAAAGUCAUUAAAAGGAUAAAUUAUUGGGAGCAAAAAAACUAUGUAGAGCUUGUGAGCAUACUGGCCCCAUAUGUUGGUCACUCAGACCACUUCAAUCUCUGGCACAUCUAUUAGCACUAGAAGUAAAGUCUCAGUGCAGCAGUGCAGCAAAUUCCACUCCACCAGCCUCAGGGCGCUGCAUGAGCCCACAUCCUAUGCCCUCAAAGCCAGCACUUCAGUGAGGUGCAAACAGAGAGGCCCAUAUGGCAUUCCCAUCAUUGUUGGUCUACUCUCAUGGGUGUAAGGCAGUGAUGGGGAGUUCCACUCCAUGAGUCUAGAGGCUUAGUUACGUCAGUAUGGAGUCCAGUCUCAAGUGCUGUUUGCCAAGUAGUAUUUGGUCAAAAUCCCCCUUCUCUUGCUGGGGCAUAAUUGCAUUACAGUGGGACCACAUGAACCAGGAUAGAGAGCAUAAGUUGUUGUAUGCCUUGUUAAUAGUGUCUCUUUGUCUCUUUGCAAGUUUAGAAUUUUAUCCAAUCUCAUAGGGGGUUUUAGGUGUCAUCAUCUUAGAAGCAGGUCUCCCAGCAGGGUUUGACGAUUAUUGUCCACAGAGCAAUUUCCGAGUACUCCAGUGAGUACUGGGGUAACCCCCACCGGUCCAAAGUUGGGAGGAAAUGGGACCAGCAAGAUGCUAGUUUUAGUUGCCGAUGUGCAGCAUUCAUAUUAUAGAAUCCACUUCACUUUCUGCCCGAGUAGGCUGCAGUCCCAGAGAUCUCGAUUUUCCUUCCGGGGCUGUAAAUCUCCUGUUUCAUGGCUGAUCAGUAGCACCAGUAGUUGCCUGUAUGGUGUGCUGUAGGUGUAAAAAGAAAUGUAAAUAUAAGUAAAUAAUGGCAAGAACCCUCAGGAACUGCUCUGACAUGCCGCCAGCUGGGCAGAUUUUCCUGCAAUUGGAGCUGAGGACCUUCUUCAUAGUGCCCAAUAGGGCAUUUUAAGCAAGAAAGGUUUCCCCGCUCCAAAGGGUUAAAGUAACCCUUCAAUUCCAUGCAGUUAGCACAAGUAUUUAAUUAUAUCUUUGUAAAAUACUCCAACUCCAGUUGAUACACCAACUUUAACCCCCUAAGGACACAUGACAUGUGUGACAUGUCAGGAUUUCCUUUUAUUCCAGAAGUUUGGUCCUUAAGGGGUUAAAUUAAUUAUAGAAUGAAUUACAAAGGCUCUGCAGAGAUGUAAAUUCACCUUUUGCUUUUCAAUGGGGUUUCUAUUCAAAUAAUCUACUCUACAUUGACGUAAACCACAAAAGAAACUGGGUUGUGAGAGAUUCUGAAUUUCUUUUCCUCUAAGUUGAUGGAACAUAUGAUUAAGGGAAUAUACCUCAGGUCCUGAGGUGAGAAUAUAUCAAGCCAAAUACCUGAUGUAACCUGUUUUGUGUUACAGCUGUCGCAGAGGUAUGGAGACGUUUUUACGGUACACUUUGGGCCAAAGAAGAUUGUGGUGGUUGCCGGGUAUAAAGCUGUAAAGGAUGCUCUUGUUUCUCAAGCAGAUGAUUUUGGAGAAAGAGCAGAUAUUCCAAUAUUUACAAAAGUGACCAGAGGAAAUGGUAAAAAGUUUUACAGAAUACUUAAUUGAAUACUGGUUAUUUGUAACUGUUGUGAAUAUGUUUGCAUGAAAGAGUAUUUAGUUGUAUUAGUUUACCCACCAUUGUCAGCCAUUGGCUUAGUGGAUGAAAUUAACAUUUCUGGUUCAGAUUAAAGGUUCUCAGGGUGAUAGUACCUUUUACCUACCUUUAGGGUGAUAGUAUCUCGUACCUACCUUUUCAGGUAUUGUUUUCAGUCAUGGUGAAUCAUGGAAGCUCAUGAGAAGAUUUGCGUUGUCUACACUACGAGACUUUGGAAUGGGGAAGAAGACAGUAGAGUGUAGAAUUCAAGAUGAGUUAGAUCCUCUCAUCAAGUAUUUCCAGUCCCAAAAAGGUAAGAUUGUAGAACACUAACUUUAUUCUUAAUUUUUAAGGAAAUACACUGAUAUAGAAAUUAUAGUCUAGAAUCAUCUAUUACUUUUACAUUUGUAAUCUCUGUACAGGGAUCUUUAGAGUGGCUGCUCGUAAAUUUCAUAAUGCAGCCAGUGCACGGUCCUUGUUCUUCUCUUGAUACCAGACAUUUUGAAUUGAGUCUUGCAACCAAGGACAGGCAAUUUUUCAGGCAUGUGCUGGCUUUUGUGGCCAACUACUUUGCAGCUGAGCUAUUGUAAUUCAGAUGUUACCACUCUCUAAUACAGCAUUUAAGAUUGAGCCCAGUAAUUUUUACAGGGCGUUAAACAAUGGACAUAAAUGUAGGAUGGGUGGGAACCCAUGAUGGUACCACAUUGACAGUCACCAAGCUUGGCUGCUUGGGUAUCUGCUAGUUUUGUUUUUUACGAAGACUGCAUUAUGGUGCAUUUGACUUUAUGUUUAUGUAAAAAAAAAAUUCUGUCUUCCUAUUUUCAGGAAAACCAUUUGAUGUAAAGAUUAUACUGAACAGUGCUGUGUCCAAUGUCAUUUGUUCCAUUAUAUUUGGAAAAAGGUUUGAGUACGAGGAUGAAACCUUUCUAACACUGAUCAAAGUACUGAAUGAAAACGCUAAACUGCUUGGCACCCCAAAACUCCUGGUAACCUUUAAUUUGUUCAUUUUCUAUGUUUUCUCUGUAUUUUAGUAAAGCUCUGUUAUAAUAAUUUUUGAAUAACACACAGUGGUGGGUUGUUCAUAGGGAAACGUGAGUUAGCACUCAAUCAGAAUAUUGUUUUGUUAAAUAAUAACAAAACAAAGAUAUUGCCAGUAAUGAUGGGCAUUUCUUCCAGAGGGGAUAAAAAAUACAUAAGACGGGGGGCGGAGCCAGCUAUCACACGGCACCAGACGCCAUUUCCACUCACUCCCGACUAAAAAAAUCUAAUCCGGGCAAAAUCUGCAAAACUGUCACCCAUCCAGCCUUACCACCCACACAGCUAGGAUCAGCAAGACAAGAGGCACUGAUAGAUGCCGUUUGUUCAACCCCACAAGCUCCCCAAGCGGAAGCGCAAAACCGGGGCCUACCUCACGCCAGCGAUCCGGGACCUAGAGGAACUCCUGUUCCGGCCACAGACUGAGAGGGAAGGGCAUCCAACACCCCCCUCACCUACCGAAACACCGGCUCACUUACCGGCAAUGGGACUCAGAUCCCAAAAACCAGCGGCUGACAGCAGAGAUAUAGGUGCGCUGCUGCAACGCCCGGUGCCGCUGCGUCCCGCUCCCAUGCACGUGGGAGACGAGCGGGAACCAGACCACACUCCCCACUCAGAGCAGGGGGAACCGGAGACACCCCUGGCCAUGAAGACAGCGCUGAUACAGCAGCCUGACUCCCCUGAAGACGCAGCACCAGCCACUAAGGGAGAUCUCAAACUCCUACUCGCUGACAUCCACAGGCUUUUAGCAGCGGACACGGCCUUCCUCAAGACAGAGGUACAAACGGUCACGGACCAGGUAACAGCCGCAGAACAAGACGUGGGGGAGGUCAAAACACACCUGACCACAUUGGAUGAACAGGUACAAACUAUACAACACCACCAAAAACUUAUGGCAUGCAAAAUGGUGACCAUAGAAGACAGACAAAGGUGAACACAUAUCAAAAUUAGGGGAAUCCCAAACACAAUCACUGCAGAAGAACUGCCUCAUUACGUUAGGCGCCUCCUGGCCAGCAUACUCCCCCACGCAGCUGCAAAGAAAAUCGCCAUAGACGGAAUAUACCGGCUCCUGACCUACACUCACCUGAAAUCACCAGCAGCACGAGAUGUCAUCUUAAGAUGCAUCACAGUCCAGGACAAGCUCCAUAUCAUGGCGGCGCUUAAAGACCGAACACCACUACCCUUCAAAGACUCAGAGCUGACCUUCUACCAGGACUUAUCUAGGGCCACACUAUUGUGGCGCAAGUCAUAUGGCCCAGCAGCAACACAGCUACACGCUGCAGGUAUAGCCUACAGGUGGGGAGCAGGGGGCUCCAUGGAAGUUACCCAUGCAAGGACCACACAAGUCCUCACCUCGCCUGAGGAAGCCUCCAAAUAUCUGAAAACCCUCAGCUUGCCGAACCAGACCCCGAAACGCCAAGGAGAACACAUAGAACACAUGACCGCCUCUCUUCACAUCCCGGGAAUGAGUGGACUGGGGGCACAGGGUCCGUGAAUACUAACCGGUUGGCAAAACCCAAGUCAUGAUUGAGACGGACUGAUAUCCCACACCGUCCUCACACCAACGAAGGAGAAAGCCUCCAAUAUUAUGUUAAUGUUUCAUGUUCAUUAUGCUUUUUACUAUACUUUAAUAUUUAUUUUCCUUUUGAUCUGACUAUCCCACUGACACUCAGGUCCCCAGGCCCGCGACCCACGUGGACAGGGGGCUACCUGAGCCCUAUUACCACUAGGACUAGACGCCCGAACGGACAUAUAGUCAUAACCAUACCUCUCCCGCCCCCCCACCACCCCCAAGGUUAGAGGUCCCUUACCUCAAUGCAGAGGCAGAGCAAGACACCCCCAGCACAACCCAAGGUCCAGCUACACCAAAAACUAUCCCAAUGCCCACGUGCCCGGCUUACUACACUCACAGCAGGAUAGAUACGAGCAUGGUUGCCUAAAAAACAAACACCCACGAUGCCCCUCCUGAGAGCAUACGACCACCCAGACACACCGCUGACACAUACCAUCGUAGUGCCUUUAAAACUACCAUGCCUGCCCAGCAUGUACACCCCACCGCGCCCAGCUUGUCCCACAGUAGACUGCAACGUAUCACACAGACUACAUAGCCGAACACCACACACAGCUAGAACGACUCCACUGUGACAAACCUAACUGUUAAAUUUUCCUGUUUUUCCUUAUUGGAAAAUGUGCUCCUUACCUCUAUGCCAUGUAAUUGUCUUUCUAAAUACAUUAUAUCUAAACCUGUUACCACUAAAAUGGCAGCACAUACUUGUUUGAAAACGCUAUGCACAACAAAAUAAAGAAUUAAAAAAAAAAAAAUACAUAAGACAAAACUGCGAUGAGCCUUUAUCUUUAAUUAUGAUUUAUAAUGUGCUAAUCACAUCUCUGGUGCUCAAAGGGUUAAAUAAAAGGAAUAAAGACAUUUAUUUUAACAGACAUUUUGAAAUUUAAUGAGUUGGGAAGUAAGGUUUACAAAGAAAAGAGCAGAGUUACAAUUUAGAUAUUAGAUGGGUAUCUCCUGAGUCCUUGAGGUCCUCAUACAUUUAAAAAGGGGCCAGGAGAUGCUCAGUCUCACAUCUAAAUUGCAACUCUUUAUGAAUAUAUAUGGGCCCAUAAGAAGGUCCAUAGUUAUAUGGAUAUCAAUUUAGAUGUGCGUUAGGCAUCUUCUGGGUCCUUGGGGUCCAAGGAGAUGCUCAGUCUCCUGGCCCUUUUAUAAAUAUAUACGGACCCACAAGGCGGUCCUUAGUUAAAGGAGACUGGGCAUCUCUUGUGUGAUUACCCGUCACCCCAUGGCAUAUGGGGGUAAAUGGUGGGUAGGCACCACUCUUCGGGACUCUGACAGAUAUUAUUGGGCUUCAGGAGAACCUACUUUUUAAAAUUAUUUAAUAUUGAUAUUCUUUUUGUUUUAUAAUAGAUACAUGCAUAUAGAUCAGUCCUCAGCUCUCUUUUAUUACAUGUUGAGCAUGUUAAUUACCCGCUCAGCAUGUAUACAUUGCACUUUCCUUUCUACAGAGGAGAACAGCAUGUUGCAUGGCUCUUGGCUCCAACACUGAAAGGGUUAAUUUGAUAGUUUAGCUGUCCUAGUGAGACCUUAAGUCUGGUCUCACUAGACGUAGCAUUUACAUCAGAAAAAGGGUUUGAAUUUAGUCGAUAUCACAUAGCCAAAUGGCAUUUUUUUUUUUUACUAUAGAAUAAUUGCUCUCUGGUCAAAAACCUUUCCAAAUUGGCAUUGCUGCAUAGUUAUGUUAGUAAGUAUAAAUUCUGGCAUACAUUUAGAGCCGUUUCAAUAAAAAAGCCAUUUGGCUGAUAUAUUUUAAACCCCUUGUUAUUAGCCCUACAUUACAAGUCCUAUAUUAUAUUAUACACUGCUCAAAAAAAUAAAGGGAACACUUAAACAACACAAUGUAACUCCAAGUCAAUCACACUUCUGUGAAAUCAAACUGUCCACUUAGGAAGCAACACUGAGUGACAAUCAAUUUCACAUGCUGUUGUGCAAAUGGGAUAGACAACAGGUGGAAAUUAUAGGCAAUUAGCAAGACACCCCCAAUAAAGGAGUGGUUCUGCAGGUGGUGACCACAGACCACUUCUCAGUUCCUAUGCUUCCUGACUGAUGUUUUGGUCACUUUUGAAUGCUGGCGGUGCUUUCACUCUAGUGGUAGCAUGAGAUACAGUCUACAACCCACACAAUGGCUCAGGUAGUGCAGCUCAUCCAGGAUGGCACAUCAAUGCGAGCUGUGGCAAGAAGGUUUGCUGUGUCUGUCAGCGUAGUGUCUAGAUCAUGGAGGCGCUACCAGGAAACAGGCCAGUACAUCAGGAGACGUGGAGGAGGCCGUAGAAGGGCAACAACCCAGCAGCAGGACCGCUACCUCUGCCUUUGUGCAAGGAGGAACAGGAGGAGCACUGCCAGAGCCCUGCAAAAUGACCUCCAGCAGGCCACAAAUGUGCAUGUGUCUGCUCAAAUGGUCAGAAACAGACUCCAUGAGGGUGGUAUGAGGGCCCGAUGUCCACAAGUGGGGGUUGUGCUUACAGCCCAACACCGUGCAGGACGUUUGGCAUUUGCCAGAGAACACCAAGAUUGGCAAAUUCACCACUGGCGCCCUGUGGUCUUCACAGAUGAAAGCAGGUUCACACUGAGCACAUGUGACAGAUGUGACAGUCUGGAGACGCCGUGGAGAAUAUUCUGCUGCCUGCAACAUCCUCCAGCAUGACCGGUUUGGCAGUGGGUCAGUAAUAGUGUAGGGUGGCAUUUCUUUGGGGGGGCCGCACAACCCUCCAUGUGCUCGCCAGAGGUAGCCUGACUGCCAUUAGGUACAGAGAUGAGAUCCUCAGACCCCUUGUGAGACCAUAUGCUGGUGCGGUUGGCCCUGGGUUCCUCCUAAUGCAAGACAAUGCUAGACCUCAUGUGGCUGGAGUGUGUCAGCAGUUCCUGUAAGAUGAAGGCAUUGAUGCUAUGGACUGGCCUGCCCGUUCCCCAGACCUGAAUCCAAUUAAGCACAUCUGGGACAUCAUGUCUCACUCCAUUCACCAACUUCACGUUGCACCACAGACUGUCCAGAAGUUGGCAGAUGCUUUAGUCCAGGUCUGGGAGGAGAUCCCUCAGAAGCAGGGCCGUAUUAACAUAGGGGCUGAUGGAGCUGCAGCUCCAGGCCCAGGCCCAGACCCAGGCCCAUGGAAUAGGCCCAUUGAUUUAAAAAAAAAAAAAAAAAACAUUUUUUUUUUUUUUACACACUACUCUUAGGGUUGCCAGGUAUUUUUCAUGUAUUUCUUAUGGUUGCCAAGUAUUUCUCAGAAGUAUGUUUCAGGUAUUUGAGGCUGCCGUGCUGGUAUUGCAGUAAUACCGGCAAUACAAAUGUCUGUCUCACUAUAAACAGAGAUUAUUCUGCAAUACCAGCGCCGGCCAGUAGGGGUCACUGUUUGUGUGGAGAGAGGCAGGAAUAAGAAGUUACAGCAUCUCCCUCCCUGCCUCUCUCUACUCACUGAUCUGCGGGGGAGCAGCUCUGCACAGAGUUUUGAGUCUGCGAAAUAUGGGGACGGUGAGAGACUUGGGGACGUGAGAAAUUGGGACACUUGGAGACAUAGGGAUACUGAGGAACAUAAGGACCCUGAGACACUAGGGACACAGUGGCCCCAUGUAUCCCAGUGGCCCCUAGUCUCUCAGUGUCCCGAUGUCUCCCAGCCAUUGUCCCUAGUGUUUCAGUGUUCCCGUGUCUCCCAGUGUGCCUGGUGUCUCUCAGUGUCCCUAGUGUCUGUGUCCCUAGUCUCCCAGAGUGGUCUUGUCUCUCAGUGUCCCCAGGUAUCUCAGUGUCCCCAUGUCUCUCCCAGUGUCUCAGUGUCCCCAAGUCUCACAGUGUCCCAAUGUCUCUAAGUAUCCCCUAGUGACAUCAGGACACUGGGAGACAUGGGGACACAGACUCUAAGGGACACUGGGAGACAUGGGGAUACAAACAGUAGGGGUCACUGGGUGACAUGGGGACACUGAGACACUAGGGGACACUGAGAGACAUGGAGACACUGGGGGACACAGGGAGACAUGGGGACACAGGGCGACUUUGAGACUUGGUAGAUAUUGGGCACUCCCAGUGUCCCCAUGUCUCCCAGCCAGUGUCCCUACUAUCUCAGUAUCCCCAUGUCUCUCAGUGUCCGUAGUGUGCCACUGUCCCUAGUGUCUCAGUGUUUCCUAGUCUCCCAAGGUCCCCUAGUCUGCCAGUGUCUCAAUGUCCCAAUGUCUCCCAGUGUCCCCAUGUCUCCUAGUGUCUCAGUGUCCCCUAGUAUAAAAGAAAAAAUGUCAGGCACUCGCUGUGAUAGAUUUAAGCAGGUUUAUUGGACACCACAAUGUUUCGACCUGUACCCAGGUCUUUAUCAAGUCUCCAGUGUCCCUUAUGUAUCACAGUGUCCCCUAUGUAUCAGAGUGCCUCAGUGCCCCAUGUCUCCCAGUGCCCCAUGUCUCCCAGUGUCCCUGGUGUCUCCCAGUGGUUGUCCGUACUGUCUCAGUGUCCCCUAGUCUCUUAGAAUCCCCUAGUCUGCCAGUGUUCCCAUUUCUCACAGUGCCCCGAAGUGCCUCAGCGUCCCCUAGUAUAAAAGAAAAAAAAAUCUCAGGCACUCACUGUGAUAGAUUUAAGCAGGUUUAUUGGACAGCACAAUGUUUUGACCUAUCCCCAGGUCUUUAUCAAGGCUCCAGUGUCCCCUAUAUAUCACAUUGUACCCUAUGUAUCACAGUGUCUCAGUGAACCAUGUCUCCCAGUGUCCCCUCAUUUCUCAAAGUCACCCAGUGUCCCCGAGAGUCUCAGUGUCGAUAGGUCUCCCAGUGUUCCCUAAUAUCUCGGUGUCCCCAUGUCUCCCAGUGCCCAAUGUCUCUCAAUGUCUUCUCAUAGCUGCAUCCUAUGAGUUUCCCUCCAGCACCAUCUCCAUCAGAUACAUGACGCUUAGGAGGUAGGACUGUUUUAGUGUUUUUGGUCAAUAAGAUUUUGUAAUUAGGCCCAUCAUAAUUGUCAGCACCAGCCCCACUGGGCUCUUAAUCUGGCCCUGCUCAGGAGGCCAUCCGCAACCUCAUCAGGAGCAUGCACAGGCGUUGUAGGGAGGGCAUACAGGCACGUGGAGGCCACACACACUACUGAGCCUCAUUUUGACUUGUUUUAAGGACAUUACAUCAAACUUGGAUCACCCUGUAGUGUGUUUUUCCACUUUAAUUUUGAGUGUGACUCCAAAUCCAGACCUCCAUGGGUUUAAAAAUUUGAUUUCCAUUUUUUUAAUUUUUGUGUGAUUUUGUUGUCAGCACAUUCAACUAUGUAAAAAACAAAGUAUUUCAGAAGAAUAUUUAAUUCAUUCAGAUCUAAGAUGUGUUAUUUUUGUGUUCCCUUUAUUUUUUUGAGCAGUGUAUAUAGUUUAUAUUUAGUAAUUAUAUAUAUGUUUACCCUAUACUUUAUUUAUUUGUAAAAUCUGUAAUAACUAUAAUAAGUUAGUACCAUUCUGAGUGGAUAAAUAUCUAAAAAUGUGUACAUUUUUUACAUAAGACUGGGAGUGUUAAAGUUAUAUUAAAAUUAUUUUCCUACAGCUUUAUAAUUUUUACCCUGUCCUUGGGACUCUUCUCGGCACUCACAGAGGAGUAAUGCGGAAUGUUGAUCUGCUAAAUCAUUUAUUAAUGAAAUAUGUCACCCAACAUCAAGUGGAAUUUAAUGCCAAUAACAUUACAGGAUUUAUCGAUGCAUUUCUUAUGAAGCAAGAACAGGUAAAAUAAUAAUUAUUUUUUAAAAUAAAUAAAUUAAAUUUUUUGUUGAUUGCUAUAAACCAACUUAAAGGCGCACUAUAGGGUCAGGAACACAAACAUGUGUUCCUGACCCUAUAGUGUUAAAACCACCAUCUAGCCCCCCGGGCCCCUCAUGCCUCCCUAAAUAUAGCAAAAUGUUACUUGUAUUCAAGCCUGAGGCUGUAGCUCUGCAUGCUGUUUGUCUCAGACGAGCAAGCAGUCUGCUGACAUCAUCAAAGGUGUUUCCUGAGCCAUUCACAAUGCUUCCCUAUAGGGUUGGCUGAGACUGACAAGGAGGCAGAUCAGGGGUAGAGCCAGCCCUGGCCAAUCAAACACAGCCCAGGCCAAUCAGCAUCUUCUCAUAGAGAUGAAUUGAAUCAAUGAAUGUUCAGUGUCUGCAUGCAGAGGGAGGAGAUACGGAAUGUUUGGAUGCAUUUUAGGCAGCCAUGACCCAGGAAGGAUCUCUUACAGCCAUCUGAGGAGUGGCCAGUGAAGUUAUCACUGGGCUGUAAUGUAAACACUACGUUUUCUCUAUGUAUUGGUUCUUAACUGAUAACUGGGCUGUACACAGCAGCUGGUUAACCCAUGCUCAUGUACCCUAGAAUGACAUGAUCUAACGAGCUGCCAUGCAUUAUCAGAGACACAAAUUCCAUCCUUGUCACACAACCCCAUGCCACCUCCUAUCUUUACGGUCCUAAUUCCAUACAUAUUUCAUCUUCCCCUCUCUAUUUAAGCUCACAUCACUGUCUCUGAGAUCCAUUUCUUGCAUCUCAUUUCUUCCUCACUUUGCCUCUUUACAUAUAAGCACCCCUUUAAUUAACCCCUGCUCUUACUCUCCUUGUGCCUACUCGUUCUCUGAAAAUUAAUAUUCUACAUCCUUUAUAUGUAAUAUUGUUCAACUAUAUAUGUCUCUACCUGUACAACUUUCCAUAUGUUUUUUCAACUACAGUAUAUUUUGCCCCAUGUCAUCCAUAUUAGUAAAAUUCCCUCUUAUCCCACCAUGCCAUGUCAGAGCACAUUUUCCAAAUUAAAAAGUAACUACAGUUAGUUUGUUCCAAGUGACGCUAACCCUUGGUAUCCUAAUGUUUAGACACUGCAUGCAGGGAUGUAUUUCCCACAAGGCAAACACGGCAUUUGCCUAGGGUGGCACUUUCGGGGGCCAAAAAAAGCCACCCCAAGCUCCCAGACAAAUGCCUUGUUUGCCUCAUGUUCUGGGGCUGUCCAUCACAGUGAGUGAGUGUAGCUGUCAGUGUGUGUCUGUGAGUGAGUGAAAGUGUGAGUGUCAUUUUAUGUGUAUCUGAGAGUGUGUGCCUGUCAAUGAGUGGGUGUGUCAGUGUGUGUCUGUCAGUGAAAGUGUGUGUUGGUUAAACAGUGUGUGCCAAUGACUGUGUAGUGUAUUUCAGUGCAUGUCAGUCAAAAAAAUGGCCUUGACACGAAUUGGGGGGGGGGAUUUAGAUUUUGGGGGUGCCCGAAUUUAGUCAUGCCUAGUGCGGCACAAAUCCAAAAUACACCACUGACUGCAUGCAUGGUGCCAGGUUGCACAGCUAUACUGAUUAGUAUGCUACUGUUCUCCCUGAUAUGUAUUUUAUUAUUAUGGUAUGAUUACUCUGUUUGACAAUAAUCUAUCCAGGUGGUGAUAACAUUUGAUACUGUAAUGUCCCUAUUUGUUUGCAAUCACAUACACUCGCCUACAUAACGCGGUGAUACAUACUCAUCCACUAGACACAAACUAGAGAGAUAAAGUUAGACUACACUUUCAAGAUCGGAUGUUGUUUUCUUCCAUGCCUGUAUGUAACUAUACCGCCACCUUGUCUCCUAGGCCAUAUUAGACUACCUUUACAUGAGCAGUGCUUAAAUAUCUUUUAGGACAUAUAUGCAUUCCCAAACCCGGACCUCUAGUGCCUAUUUCAAACAGCCAACCUUUGAUCCCAAAAAUGAGUGGUGAGAUUUUGCCAAAAAAUGCGUGUGUUCUAUGUUUCCAAAUGUUUUAGCCCUUUUCAAGGCUGCACUAGUCAGGUAGCAUACAACCUUAAUGCCUAGCCACACAUCUAAUGGGAGUUCAGAUGUACGGAUUCUCUUUUUGCCUAGUUAGUAUUUAUUUUAAUUUGCUCUCAUGUUAACCUUUAUUUGAAUUGUUUUUUUUAUUUUUUAUUUCUUUUAUUAUAUGUUUUUUUUUAAUCCUCGCCACCAAAGGCUUUGUUCUAACUUAUUAGUUAAAUUCAGUUCCCACUGCAAAAGUAGAACUCUAUCACGUCUUGCUGUCACCGUACGCUUAUUUGAUAUUGUGCUGUUACAAAUUGUUCAUUAUUACAUAUGUAAGAAUUGUUCUGAAAUAUGUUAUGUCCAUCUAGCAGCAACAAAUCGUCAUAUUAUAUCAUAGCAUGGCGAGAGCUAGGAUUAGGGGCUGCUCCAUAGAAAGCACCUAAACCUUAGAGGCUUCUGGGAGCCACUAGUGACACCUAAGCAACAGCUUCAACAUCACUGGUGCAAAUCUAAAGCAUGUAUUUGCGCAAUAUUUAUUCAGGUAGAACUGUUAUAAAUAGACUACUUUAUAAUGAUGGAAAUGAAGUAACAUUUAGUACAUGUUUGUGUUAUUUAUAGUACUCAUUUUGUAAUAUAUUGGAAGAACCAGCAGUGGCAGGUCAGCAUGUUAGUGCUGCUCAGUUGUGACCAGGGCAUUACAGGAUUUAGCCGUACCACCAGUUACACCUGAAGUAUUUUUGUUUAUUUAUUUGUUUGUUAUUGUAGGAGCAUGAUGAGGGGUGUCUCUGUUAAAGGGACACUAUAGUCACCUGAACAACUUUAGCUCAAUGAAGCAGUUUUGGUGUAUAGAACAUGCCCCUGCAGCCUCACUGCUCAAUCCUCUGCUAUUUAGGAGUUAAAUCCCUUUGUUUAUGAACCCUAGUCACACCUCCCUGCAUGUGACUUGCACAGCUUUCCAUAAACACUUCCUGUAAAGAGAGCCCUAUUUAGGCUUUCUUUAUUGCAAGUUCUGUUUAAUUAAGAUUUUCUUAUCCCCUGCUAUGUUAAUAGCUUGCUAGACCCUGCAAGAGCCUCCUGUAUGUGAUUAAAGUUCAAUUUAGAGAUUGAGAUACAAUUAUUUAAGGUAAAUUACAUCUGUUUGAAAGUGAAACCAGUUUUUUUUUUUCAUGCAGGCUCUGUCAAUCAUAGCCAGGGGAGGUGUGGCUAGGGCUGCAUAAACAGAAACAAAGUGAUUUAACUCCUAAAUGACAGUGAAUUGAGCAGUGAAAUUGCAUGGAAAUGAUCUCUACACCAAAACUGCUUUAUUUAGCAAUUUAGGUGACUAUAGUGUUCCUUUAAUAGAGUUUAUAGGCCUCUGGGAUGUAACCCUGGUUUCUAUAAAAUGGAAUAUGUCUUCUCAUAUUUAACAUUUUUUCUAUUCUUUAAGGAGUCUUCAAAUAAAGAUACAUUCUUUCAUAAUGAAAACUUGAUCUUUUCAGUCCUGGACCUUUUUGCAGCUGGAACUGAAACGUCUUCUACAACUUUACGCUGGGGGCUUUUGCUGAUGAUUAAGUACCCAGAAAUUCAAAGUAAAUAUCAUACUGUCUCUCUGUUUCAUCCAUUCCUAUCUCUGUCUGUCUCUCUAUCUACACGCACAUCAUUUUCAGAGGCACAACUCUGUCCAAAAAUGUUAGACUUUUCUCAUUAGGUUUUUUUUAACUGGUAAUACAUACCUCCAAACAUUUAAAACAGACAAAGAGGGACACUUUAAUAAAAGCUAACUGUUUACCAUAUUGGCAGCUCUAGCAAGACAAAUCAUUUUGCUUGACUGGAUAAGUCUUGCCCUUACUCCUUUAAACCUUUUUAAAACAAAUUAGCAUAUGUGUUCCAUAUGGAUUGUAUAAAGACAACAGGCUCAUUAAAAACCACACAAAUCUUCUUCAAGGCAUAGGAGUUGUGCGUAAUGUACCUUGACAUACACACAGCAAAAGUUUAAAUGCUGCUUUUGAAUAUACAGUCUGUUAUGGUGUAUGUUCCAAUAAGUCUUCAUGGUUAUAGAAAAAAAUAUAUAUAAUUUUUUUACCUUUCGGACCCUGAACUAAUUUUAUAUUACUACUACGGAUACUUAAGAAUUCUAUACAUUAUAUUUUGUCAUCCUGCAGCAAUUUUAUUUGGCUAUUGGUAAAAUGUGUUAUAUUAAUGCUAUUGCAUGAUGCCUACUAACUAAUUUUAAUGAAUAACAACAUUAUACAAACAAAUUAAAUAAAAAAAUAUGCCCAUAAAAUAACGUAUGUUUAAUGCAAGCUAAGACUCUAAUAAUUAUAUUCACUAUUGGGAAACAUGGCAGUGUCAUUGUUCAUUGUGCAGAUUUAUACUUUUAAUGCUACGAUCAAGUCCCAAUGUAUAUUAACCCCUUAAGGACACAUGACGGAAAUAUUCCGUCAUGAUUCCCUUUUAUUCCAGAAGUUGUGUCCUUACGGGGUUAAAUGUUAUAAUUCCUUUCUGAUGUUUCAUAGAAAAAGUACAGGAAGAAAUUCGGAAGUAUAUUAAACCAGGACAGCUGCCGAAGGUGGAUGAUCGGCGAAUGAUGCCGUAUACUGAUGCAGUCGUACAUGAAAUACAGAGGUUUUCUAACAUUGUUCCUCUUAACUUGUCUCGAACAACGUUGAAAGAUGUUUCUUUCAGAGGGUUCUGCAUCCCACGGGUGAGAUCAUGUUACUGUACAGAAGACUACUUGUAAAAUGUAUAAGGUAGCAAUAGAAUGAUCUGAGAAGGUGAGGCUGUGUUUGUCAUGAAUUUAGGUAACUUCAUGAAAUGUUGAAGGGUUCUCAUGAAACUUGCCAUUAAAAAAAAAAACAAUUGGGGGUUAAUUAAGUGCUGUUCUGGGUGCAAAUUGGUACAUUUUGUGGAGCAUCCAUUGGGUUCCAUUGUGAUUGCUACUUAUGUAGCACUUUCCCCAGAAUAGCACCUGUUUUUGCCCCGAUAAAUCAAUGCCUCAUUUAUGUUUCAAAUAGUUUUUCUUAAACCACGUUUACCCCAAUAAAAGAACAUAUUUCAGAGAUUUUUACUGCUUUGGAGCACCACGAUGCACUGAUAGACACUUUGCAUUACUACCAUAUUUAUGGGUUAAUUUUAUUUAUUUUAAGUAUGUUUGAGUUUCACAGAUGUCCUCUCAUUACUUCAAAACUCCCAGAUAUAUUUCUGCUGCAUCUCCUGCAUACAGCAAUAUCCUAUAUAUAAUUAUUAAUAUCAUCAUCAUUAAUAUAGUACAAACAUAUUUCGCAUCUCCUUACAUAAAGAAUACAAAACAUACAAAGUAAUGUUGCAGAGGUGAAGGAGGGGGGCUGCUCAAAAAGCUCACAAUCUAAUAUAAAGCUUCUUCAAUUGUGAAGAAUACAUUUUUUUUUAUAUGGAAUGAAUACAUUUUCUGAUUUUUAGAUGGUUUAUAUUUGAUUCUUGGUACCUUUAAACUUUUAAAUAAAACUGAAGUUUUUGCCUUGCAUUUUUCAAUUACAGAUAUGCACUACUUUUAACAAGCCUCCUUCUUUGCUUUCCGAUGUGCGAUUUGGAUGAUUGACAUUAUCUGUGUUAAUAUUCUGACUAUACAUAUCAUACUUAUAAAUUAUUUCUAUUAUCUAAUAAUUAAGUUCUGUUGUUUGUCUUUAAAAAAAAAACUAAAUCUCUUUAAAUAGAACAACGAUAAAAAUGUUGUAAGUAACCACGUAAUGGUAACUUCUGGUUAUUACUUUCAGGGAACUGAAGUAAUUCCAAUGCUCACUUCUGUCUUGUACGAUAAAUCGCAGUGGGAAACACCAUAUGAAUUUAACCCAAAUCACUUCCUGGAUGCAGAUGGAAAAUUUGUACGGAAGGAUGCGUUCAUGCCUUUCUCUACAGGUAGAUCUCACUUAUAUAUAUAAUAUGAGUAUAAUAGAUUUCCAUCGUAGGACCUUUGUUAGUCUAAAAGCAGGUGGUUGUAACAGUGAACACAGGAGAGAAAAGCCAAAUCAGCUUAUUUGUCCCUCUUCUUAAAAUAGUAGUUCUAAUGGUUUCAAUUAAACAGUUAACUGGGUUCGGUAAAACAGAUCACCAAUCAAGAUUCGGUGUAGCAAUUGUUGUUGUAGACAUCUUGCCAAAACACUAAUACUGAAAGAAUCCAACCCUGACAGAAAGUUGGAAAGAUUGCACAUGAACUACCCCCCUAUCUCCCCCUCCCACCCAAAGUAUUUUGAUUUUUUUUUUUUUAAUCCUUAGUGGAUCAACGAGAGCUGUGGUGACGAGUUUUAUUUGGUUAUAUAAUCUGGGAAAGUAGGAAUCAUUUUUCAUUGCCAUGCCGGUGAGUGGAAAGAACCUAGGAUUCUGUAUCCUGAUGGUCUAGAACAGGUGUGCCCAAAAGGUAGAUGGGCAGCAACAAUUGCUGCUGUGUUGCCCCCCAUGGCAUUGUGUUAACGCAUACCUAAAUGCUCCAGACCAGCAAACUGCUAAAACGUCAGCUUUUAUAGAGGUGGUCACACUUGCUGACGAUAAAUGAAUCAAGGGCAUUUAAUUAGCAGCGCCUGUCUGCUACUUAGCCUCCGAAUUUGAAUGGAAGCAGUAAGGGUGUACUUCGUUUUUCACACAUGGCGUCUUCAUUUUGGCUUGAUUCUUGUUAAAGAUAUGAUGACACUGUGUAAUAUGUUAUGUGCUGAUGUUCAUAUGAGGUCAUAUUUACCUGAUUUCAAGACCUGUUGAAGAACAGAUGAUUGUUUUUAUGUCCUGAUUUGUAAAAUCAUAGAAUUCAAAGAGGGUGUACUUUCUUUUUCCCAUGACUUUACAUAAGAUACAAAAUCCAGCACACACACUCAUUCACGAAACAGCAAUUUCAAUGCUCACAUAAUGUAAUUGUUUUCUUGACUAACCUCGGGAAAAACAAUGGGAGUUUAGCAACAGUACAUAACCAGACAUUGCGUAAGCCUGUCAAAAGCUUAGCAGGUCCUAUUCUAGCAAUCUAACAAAUACCCGUAUGUCUUAUGCAAUUAAUUAUCUUACUGUGGAAAUGCUUCCUCCUGGAACUCUCUGUGUUGCAACGUUAAAUAGGGCCAUGGAAUGAGGACCUGGACUCCCAAAUAUAUUCAUAUACCAAGAAACCAAGAGGGCUGCACUAAACUAAAUAUUCAUGCAUUAUAAUGGUGCAGCUGGGACUAAUUCAUACAACAUACAAAAUCCAGCGCACUCACUUAUUCACUUAGCAAUUUUAAAGCUCACAGAAUGUAAUAGGUUUUUUUUUUUUUUUUUAAAAGCUUUUUACAUUCUGUAAGCUUUGAAAUAGCUUUUUGGUAGGAAUGAAGGCAUUCUAACAACUUCAAUAAGUGUUCCUUUAAACAAGCUUCUAUUAUACAUGUUGCAUUAAUAUGUUAAUGUUUAUUUAUGUAGGGAGACGAGCCUGUGUCGGAGAAAGUUUGGCCAAGAUGGAGCUGUUUCUAUUUUUCACCGGUCUUCUCCAGAGGUUUACAUUCCACCCCCCGGCAGGAGUUUCUGCAGCACACCUGGAUCUGAAGCCCAACGAUAGUGGCUUUAUUUUAACACCAGUACCUUACUUGAUCAGUGCCAUUCCCAACUACUAAGGCAGAAUAACAAAGACGAACAAUCAAACAGCUAAACAUAACACAACUGUCUUCUGAUGAUAAUCUCCAUUAGCUGCCAGAACAUUUGUGUUGCAAACGACUAGAUUACUAUAGAUUGAUCUUUUGCUCUAGCUUCUUGUGUUUUCUUGAAUGAUCAGUAAUAUGUAUAUUAGUAAGUACAAUAUCAUGAAAAAAAAUAAAAAAUUAAAUGGAAUAAG